CCGGUGUUCCCACCGUGCGGGACCAGGGGAGACACCCUCCCCUUUGUGGUGCCAUGCGGCCGACAGCAUCCUGCUCCCCUUGGAUGCGCUGUAUGCUGGGGGGGCCUGGAGGCCAGUCCCCUGCUGCCCCUGUGUGCUCAUCCUCCUGUUCUCUUCGCAGACUGCAGCCAGCCCCUGGACGUGGCCCUCCUCCUGGACGGCUCCUCCAGCUUCCCCGCUUCUUACUUUGAGGAGAUGAAGAGUUUUGCCAAGGCUUUCAUUUCAAGAGCUAAUAUAGGUCCCCAGCUCACGCAGGUCUCUGUGCUGCAGUAUGGGAGUACCACCACCGCUGCUGUGCCGUGGAACGUGGCCUAUGAGAAGGCCCAUCUCCUGAGCCACGUGGACCUCAUGCAGCGGGAGGGAGGCCUCAGCCACAUCGGGGAUGCUUUGGACUAUGCUGUGCGCUAUGUCACCUCAGAAGUGCACGGUGCCAGGCCUGGAGCCUCGAAGGCUGUGGUCAUCCUAGUCACGGAUGUCUCCGCGGAUACGGUGGAUGCUGCAGCCGAUGCCGCCACAUCCAACCGUAAGUGUCCAGUGUACGACCCCGUGACUCUCCUAAACCACCAGAGGACUGAAAGUGGGCUGGGGCUGGGGGUGCUUUUGGGUGGACUGGGUGAUUGUGAGUGCUACAGGGCCACCUGUGGCCUGGUUUCAAACAGCAGGAAGUGGCCCAAUCCCCGUGUUACUUAGAAACCAAACAGUAACAAAUAUGCGUUUGUCCUUCGUUGGUCUGCGUGCUUUCGGCUGUCACCUGUAAUUCCCCACAUUUUCCCUUUGUGUCCAGGGCUGGGUCAGA
This is a messenger RNA of Ailuropoda melanoleuca (giant panda), 835 nucleotides long. RefSeq names its product von Willebrand factor-like. The record is from RefSeq and is a predicted model, not a curated record. Lineage: Eukaryota; Metazoa; Chordata; Mammalia; Carnivora; Ursidae. The annotation marks the transcript as partial. The transcript has 3 exons.